Messenger RNA from Homarus americanus (American lobster), 1085 nucleotides. RefSeq lists its product as uncharacterized. The record is from RefSeq and is a predicted model, not a curated record. NCBI's taxonomy places the organism in Eukaryota, Metazoa, Arthropoda, Malacostraca, Decapoda, Nephropidae. The transcript has 3 exons. Bases 25 to 852 code for a protein of 275 amino acids.
GGAAUCGUCACAUUAUUGAGCAAGAUGGUCCUAAGAGGCGUGUUGGUGGUGGUACUGCUGGUGCUGAGACUCGGUCCUUCAUACGGGACGCCCCUCAUGGAGGAGAACGAGAGUGUGGCACAUCAUCUUAGUCCUGAGGUGGUGCAGCAGCUCCUGGCGGUCACCAAUAAUACUCUCCACCAUGUUCAGGAUGUCAAGUCGUUGUUGACACCGAUUCAAGAGCACCAGGCCAGCGUGGAAGUGUCAGGGAGUGCUGGGGGUGUUCUCCGCCGUGACAUAUCCAUGCAAAUUCUGUUGCUCCUGCUAGAAACCGAACAGGUGAGGCACAGCAGAGUACUAGAGCAGGUGAGUCAACAGAUGAGGGGUGUGGGUGGGCGAGACACUGCUACCUCCGGCGAGCAGUGGAGCGCCGCCAUCAACACCGUCCUGUUACCUCUACUACAGCUGCAGCAGGAGGUGAGGCAGCUGGCGACACGGCACCCCUCCUUCUCUACAGGUGACAACACAGCUUCACAGCCACAACAGUCUCCAUCACAGCCACUGCAGCCACAGCUACCAAUCACCGGGGACAAUAGCUGCAACACUCCCACCAACAGGCCCCGCGACUGUCACGACCCGCUGCUGGCCGGCAACACCCGCAGCGGCGUGUAUCAGAUCUUUCCAUACAGGUGCAGGAGGAGGGCGUGCAGGUGUGGUGUGAGCUGGAAGGUGAGGAAGGAGGGUGGACCGUGGUACUGGCCCGCCGCCCACUGGACCAACAGGUCAACUUCAACCGAGGCUGGAGAGACUACCGUGAAGGCUUCGGUGACCCAGACACAGAUUACUGGAUUGGUAAGUGCUGUUGCCUGUUGAGUGGCUGGUCCCUACACCCAACACGUCACUACAACACACUGCAGAGUGGCUAGUCCCUACACCCAACACGUAACUACAACACACUGUUGAGUGGCUGGUCCCUACACCCAACACGUCACUACAACACACUGCUGAGUGGCUGGUCCCUACACCCAACAAGUCGCGAUAACUCACUGUUGAGUGGCUGGUCCCUACACCCAACACAUCACUACAACACACUGUUGAGUUGCUGG